Messenger RNA from Cordyceps fumosorosea ARSEF 2679, 1569 nucleotides. Its product is annotated as L-gulonolactone/D-arabinono-1,4-lactone oxidase. Bases 1 to 1569 code for a protein of 522 amino acids. Lineage: Eukaryota; Fungi; Ascomycota; Sordariomycetes; Hypocreales; Cordycipitaceae. Gene Ontology annotation, molecular function: FAD binding; D-arabinono-1,4-lactone oxidase activity. Gene Ontology annotation, cellular component: mitochondrion; membrane. The transcript has a single exon. The record is from RefSeq and is a predicted model, not a curated record.
AUGCAUCCCGCCGCCGUCGCCGCCAUGAACGAGGCGCCGUCCUCCUCCGUCGCGCCCUUCCGCGCCCGCCCGGGGCACGUCCACCGCACCUGGGCCGGCACCUUCUCCUCGCUCCCCGAGCUCUACAUCCAGCCCGAGACCGUCGCCGAGGUCGAGCGCGCCGUCUCCCUCGCACGCCUCUGCCGCCGGCGCCUCGUCACCACCGGCUGCGGCCACUCCCCCUCCCACCUCACCUGCACCUCCAGCUGGAUGCUCAACCUCGACGGUUUGCGCGCCGUGCACUCCGUCGACCCCGCCACCGGCCUCGUCGUCAUGGACGCCGGCAUUCGGCUGCACGCGCUCUGCGCCGAGCUCGACCGCCACGGCCUGGCCAUGCCCAACCUCGGCAGCAUCAACGAGCAGUCCAUCGCCGGCGCCAUCGCCACCGGCACCCACGGCAGCAGCGUCGCGCACGGGCUCAUGUCCGAGGACGUGGUCGCGCUGCGCGUCACCCUCGCCGACGGCCGCACCGUGGCGUGCUCCGCCGAGACCAACACGGACCUGUUCCGCGCCGCGCUGCUGUCGCUCGGCGCGCUCGGCGUCGUCGUCGAGGUCACGCUGCGCGCCGUGCCCGCCUUCACCCUGCGCUGGCGGCAGACCAUCGACUCCGAUCGCAAGAUGCUGUCCGCGUGGGAGGACGGCGUCGGCGGCGCGGGCUCGCUGUGGACGCAGUCCGAGUUUGUCCGCGUGUGGUGGUUCCCGCACACGCGGCGGGCGGUCGUCUGGCAGGCGGACAAGACCGAGGAGCCGCCGCGGGAGCCGCGCAAGAGCUACUACGACGGCGCGCUCGGGUACUACGUGUACCACAACCUGCUGUGGCUGGCGCAGUUCGCGCCGCGCAUCCUCCCCUGGGUCGAGCGCUUCGUCUUCGGCAUGCAGUACGGCUUCGCCGACGGCUCCGCCACCUCGGGCGUGCAGCCCGGCGCGCACGCCCUGCUGAUGAACUGCCUGUACUCGCAGUUCGUCAACGAAUGGGCCAUCCCGCUCGCCAAGGGCCCCGAGGCGCUCCGCCGCCUGCGCUCCUGGCUCAACCGGCUCACGCCCGCGGACCCGGACUACGUGCCGCACAACAUCCCCUUUUCCGCCGAGGGCCUGUACGUGCACGCGCCGGUCGAGGUGCGCGUCAGCGACACCUCCCUCACCCAGGCGCCGCGGCCGCUGCUCGACCCGACCGUCGAGGACGGGCCGACGCUGUACCUCAACGCGACGCUGUACCGGCCGUACGGGCGCGACCCGCCCUGCCGGGGGCGCUACUACGAGGCGUUCGAGUGGCUGAUGCGCGACAUGGGCGGGCGGCCGCACUGGGCCAAGAACUUCGAGGCCGGCCGCGCGGAGCUGGAGGCGCUGUACGGAGAGCGCCUGGACGCGUUCCGGCGGGUGCGCGACGAGGUCGACCCGGAGGGCAUGUUCGUCGGCGCGUGGCACAGGGAGAAGGUGCUCGCGGAGGGGGCCAAGUUGCCACUGGAGGAGGCGGAGACGGCGAGGGGGGCGAUGGCCGGCGGCGGGCUAAUGACGCAUGGGCAAGUGUAG